This is a messenger RNA of Aedes aegypti (yellow fever mosquito), 871 nucleotides long. RefSeq names its product peptide deformylase, mitochondrial. Gene Ontology annotation, biological process: peptidyl-methionine modification; N-terminal protein amino acid modification. The record is from RefSeq and is a predicted model, not a curated record. Gene Ontology annotation, molecular function: peptide deformylase activity. Bases 135 to 824 code for a protein of 229 amino acids. Gene Ontology annotation, cellular component: mitochondrion. The transcript has 3 exons. Lineage: Eukaryota; Metazoa; Arthropoda; Insecta; Diptera; Culicidae.
CCUGACUGUUCAGAAACCACGUGCGAGUUCAUUCAUCAGCUGUUUUGACCGGUUCUUCAUUUGUGUUCAUUCUUUAGUCAACAAAAAAUAAGCGCUUGAUAUCUUUCUUACGUAGUUUCGCGUAUCCAGACAAAAUGCUGCUCCGCCACCUGCAACGACGUUCCAUUUCUACGUCGUCCCAGUUGGCCUCCUUCGGAAGAUGGUACCGUGGCCUGUGGCAGCAGAAGUCGUCCAAUGAGCCUCCCUACGGUCAUGUAACCCAAAUUGGCGACCCGGUUCUACGGCAGACCGCAGCAAUGGUUCCAGUGGAGGCCGUCACAUCACCGGAAGUUAAGUACCUAGUGAAGCACAUGGUCCACGUUAUGCGCAAAUAUGAUUGCGUAGGAUUGGCCGCGCCUCAGAUUGGAAUUUCGUUGAAGAUCCUGGUGAUGGAAUUUGAGGACCGGCUAAAGAAGCACUACACCAAUGCCGAGUACAAGAUUAAGGAAAUGGAAACACUGCCACUGACGGUGAUGAUCAACCCGGAAAUGAAAAUCACAAACUACGAGAAAAUAAGUUUUCCGGAGUCUUGUGCCAGCGUAAAAGGAUACAGCGGAGAGGUGGCCCGAUAUGCUGGCGUUUUGUUGAGUGGACUGGAUGAAAACGGCCAAAGCAAGGAAAUGGAACUGAAAGGGUGGAACGCUCGUAUUGCUCAGCACGAGAUGGACCACCUGAAUGGAAUUGUCUAUACGGACGUUAUGAAGCGAGACUCUUUUACGUGCACCUGUUGGCAUGCGGUGAAUGAAAACCAUGGAAGGGUAAGGAUAUCCUUUCAUCAGAAGUAAUUAGGGCGGUUUAUAGAUCUUUAGGAAAUACAUUUUGAUUGCCAGCA